AUCUAAUAUUUCUCGUGGACUUUAUUUACACCGGAAGCAGCCUGUAAUUUGUUGCCAGUGUGGCGAUCAUGUGACAGUCCGUGCGCUCUCCCUAGAGAGCACUUCCGGUAACGUUUCCUGUGUUUGUAAACUGUAAAAAUUGUCCGACAAGAAAACAUUGGGCUACUGUAAACCGAGAAGAGUAAGGCUUGGGCCCCUGAUGGUUGGGGCUUGUGUGGUCUCUAAACACUCUCCCUGCCCCGAGCGAAGCCCUCUGUACCCCAACAUACACACACACACACACACACACACACUCUCACCACUGCGAUGUCACACCUUUCCAACAGCUCAGUGCGAGAUCACAUGAAAUGGGCUGGGCUGCUCGGCUGUGAAGCGGUGCUGUCCAGCAUGGCACUUAUGCAGGCCAGCUCCAUGCCCAGCCAUAAGAAGAUGGGCUCUCAUCUGGGCCAGGGACAGAGAGAAAACAAUCACAGCCACAACCAGAACACACACAGCCAACACGGCCUCAUGGUGCUUCCCUCAGGAGUCAGCUGCCCACCACUGCUCAUCCGCAAGGAUGGAGAGUUUCACUCGUCCAGGCUCUUGGAUGAAAAAGACAUUCAAGUCAGCCAGAACGUGCAGCCAAAGAAGAAGAACAGGAAGUCUGGACUUCCCACCAAAAUGAGAGAAAAACCCCAGGUGGAGAUUCCUGACGUUAAUGACGAUAACUCACUCAGCUCUCAAGUGCAGAAGAAUUUCAUAUGUGAGCACUGCUACAGUGCUUUCCGCAGUAGCUACCACCUCAAACGGCACAUUCUCACCCAUACGGGGGAAAAGCCAUUCGGGUGUGAUAUGUGUGACAUGAGGUUUAUUCAACGCUACCACCUGGAAAGACAUAAGCGUGUUCACAGCGGUGAGAAGCCUUAUCAGUGUGACCGCUGCCAACAGAACUUUUCCAGAACUGACCGGUUACUACGGCAUCGACGUUUGUGUGCCGUGGGCGUCCCUAAAGAGGAGAACCAGCCGUGCUGUGAGGGACGGCCGUAUUCUCAAGAUCCCUCUCAGCACUCGGCGUCCUGGAGCCCACUGCAGACAAACAACAGCAGGCUGGCGGCGUGACAGCCUUCCGAUCACUCGUACGAACCACUUCCCAGGAAACGCAAUGGACUCGCCAACAUGACCUGACUGGGGGUCCGAGCCUGUAAACUGUUUAAAGACUCCAACGUGUCCAGCUCUGAUCCAUCCGGCUCAACCCCAGUGGACUCUUUUAUAUUGCUUAGACUCUGGGAAAUAGCGCAUUUUGUAUUUCAGAUGGUACUGUGAUCAGCAGGCGGGCUAGUUGUGCAUUCAGUACAGGCAAUAGUGAUUUCUGGUAGCUUAGAAACGCUUCUUUUUGUAGUUCCCAUGCAGGACUGUAGAUUGUUGAGAUUCUCAGUGUUACGGUGCGUUCACAUUUAAUUUUGCAAGUGAAAUCCAGUCAUUUCAAUAAGAAUCUGCACUAUGCCAUGCAGAUUUUGUUGAGUUGGUCAUACAAAUUCGUUGCAUAGACCAACAGAGAGCUACUUGGUUUUAAUGUGACUUGUACUACAUGCAUCACUACACUGUUUACAACAGACAGUGGAGCCUUUUUGCCCACAAAAUUUGUGACAGCAGACACAUUCUGAUAGAAUAAAUUUUUUCACUGUGCACAUUAAUAAAUCAUUUCCUGUUCUGUUUCCAGAUUUGAGGAAAUGUGGUAUUACAUCAUUUGCUCACCAAUGGAUCCUCUGCAGUGAAUAGGUGCUGUCAGAAUGAGAGUCCAAACUGCUGAUAAAAACAUCACAAUAAUCCACACCACUCCAGUCCAUCAUCUUUAGUCCAGUCCAUUAUUAAUACCCUUUUAAACUCCAAACCAUUGCCUCUGGCUAAAAUACUCUUAUAUCUAUUAUAUUGCUUUCUCAAGUGAAAAAGUUGUCUCAUCUGAAUCAGGAAAGAAAUAUGCACAGAUCAACAUUUACAAGUUGAAAACGGUCCAAAACAGUUCUGAACAAAUAUGUUGGUGGAGUUUGAUGUGAGAGGACAACAGGGAAUGUUUUUUUUUUUUUUUGAUCGGAGGAAGCGAUAUUAUGGAUUAUGAGCUAUUUUGGUUAAAAGCAACAUCUUAAGGUUAAAAAUGCUUUAAUUUAUUUGUUUCUCACAAACACACAGCUUUUCAGUUCACAAGACAUUAAAUGAUGAACUGGAGUGGUGUGGAUUACUUGUGGAUUAUUGUGAUGUUUUUGUUUGGACUCGUAGUCUGACGGCACCCAUUCACUGCAGAGCAUCCAUUGGUGAACAAGUGAUGUAUUGCUGAAUUUCUCCAAAUCUGUUCUUUGAUGAGUACAUUUGCAGCAAAUUUCCAUUUUGGGGUCAACUAUUCUUUUUAAUACUGUGAUAACAGCUCAUGGCCCUUGACAGUUUUACACAGGCUUUUACGGUUUUAGCAGAAACAUCUGGAACAUCAUCCAUCCUACAACCAACAGGAGAGCUCAUUUUUUUUGUGCGCUACAUUAUGGUGUCAAGCUUUUGAAGUUGGCCUUUCGGUCAACAUGAACACUUACGUUUCAUCGAGUAUUUGAGUAUGAAUGACAAAUUUCGUCACAGUAUGAUGUGACUCAUGGAGUAAGUCUGCUAGCAUCUCACUUCCUCUUCUGAAGUCACUGGAUUGACAAAGCCAAGCCAAGAAUAACAAAGAAAACCUUUUAACAGGUUGUACAGUUCAUAGAAAGACAGAUGUUAUAUAAAACCACUAGUUUUUCGCAGAGGUCUUAUGUUUCUUAUCGCGUAGACCUCGGCCCUCAAACACAGACUUCUGACACAUUCAAGCUUGAGUUAAUAUAUUUCUUCAGCAUUUUAAAUAAUUUAAAUAGAAACUGUAGAAGGAUUAGACUGCUGCCACUGUCUGACGUAGCAGAUUCACUGUAUUUUUUUGCGUGUACAUUUGCAUGUUCCUUCCGUUAUGCAUAUACAGUAAAAGGACUUGUGUUGUGAAUGUUGAAAACAUUGAGAAACGCUUUGAUCCAUUUGUUGUUGUUUUUUAUCGCUCUCAAACAUGAACUACAGGUCAACUUUAUUCUAUCCUGUUAGACACCGUUUAGUGAGUCCUAGGACCUCGAGCUGACAAUAAAUUUUCUUUUCUAAAAAAAAAAAAA
Messenger RNA from Cyprinus carpio (common carp), 3149 nucleotides. RefSeq lists its product as uncharacterized. Gene Ontology annotation, biological process: regulation of transcription by RNA polymerase II. Gene Ontology annotation, cellular component: nucleus. The record is from RefSeq and is a predicted model, not a curated record. Gene Ontology annotation, molecular function: RNA polymerase II cis-regulatory region sequence-specific DNA binding; DNA-binding transcription factor activity, RNA polymerase II-specific. Lineage: Eukaryota; Metazoa; Chordata; Actinopteri; Cypriniformes; Cyprinidae.